Messenger RNA from Diospyros lotus (date-plum), 1249 nucleotides. RefSeq names its product tetraspanin-2. Gene Ontology annotation, cellular component: plasmodesma; plasma membrane. The transcript is spliced from 2 exons. Gene Ontology annotation, biological process: auxin-activated signaling pathway. The coding region runs from base 167 to 976 and encodes 269 amino acids. NCBI's taxonomy places the organism in Eukaryota, Viridiplantae, Streptophyta, Magnoliopsida, Ericales, Ebenaceae. The record is from RefSeq and is a predicted model, not a curated record.
AUUUAUCAAUCAGCCAGGACUCGAUCGACUGAGCACAGUUCAGUUCCCACUGAAACUUCAACAAACAAAAAGCCAUAGCCCCAUCCAUCCCCUUCCUCACCCACAACCGUCACCCGUCACAGUCACAUUCUCAUCCACCUCUCUCUCUCUAGAACGUCGCCACGCCAUGGGAGUGAGCAACAGAAUCACGUCGGUGCUGAACUUCAUAGCCUUCCUGUGCUCCAUCCCCAUCAUCGCCUCCGGGAUCUGGCUGGCCUCCAAGCCGGACAACGAGUGCGUCCACUGGCUCCGGUGGCCAAUCGUCUUCAUCGGCCUCGCCAUCCUCCUGGUGUCCCUGGCCGGCUUCGUCGGCGCCUACUGGAACAAGCAGUCCCUCCUCGCCCUCUACCUCUUCGCCAUGGCCCUCCUCAUCGUCGCCCUCCUCGUCGUCCUCGUCCUCGCCUUCGUCGUCACCCGCCCCAACGGCGCCUACCCCGCCCCCGGCCGCGCCUUCUCCGACUACCGACUCGGCGGAUUCUCGUCCUGGCUGAGGAACCACGUCACCAAUUCGGAGAAUUGGGGCAAGAUCAGAGCGUGCCUUGCGGAAUCCGAUUUCUGCCCUAAGCUCAAUCAGGAAUAUCACUCUGCCGACCAGUUCUAUGCGGCCCACAUAUCCCCUGUUCAGUCGGGAUGUUGCAAACCCCCAACUAUAUGCGGGUAUCAGUACGUGAGCCCGACAACGUGGGCAAACCCGGCUAACCCAAUUGCGGAUCCGGAUUGCACAAUCUGGAAUAACGACCCAUCCCAACUGUGCUACAACUGUGACUCUUGCAAAGCAGGUCUACUUGGGAACCUGAGGAAGGAAUGGAGGAAAGCCAACGUGGUAUUGAUCAUAGCCGUUGUGGUUCUUAUCUGGGUUUAUCUCAUUGCCUGCAGUGCCUUCAAGAAUGCCCAAACAGAGGACCUCUUCCGCCGCUACAAGCAGGGUUGGGUUUGAUCCUGUUCCCAAACUAGUUGUCCUGGUCUCUUUCUUCUAGAGUAAAUUGUAUUUAUCAUCCACAAAAUAAUAGCAUGCAAUGCACAUCUCAUAUUUUGAAAAUUACACUGCGUCUCUUUUGUUACAAGAAAUUCGUGUAAAUAUGUGAAACAUAAGAGUGAAUUUGGUACAAUUUUUGAAUGUUAGGAAUAGCUAGUGCAGUCACUAAAUCGCGUUCUCUUACUUGUGGCUCUAUGUAGGUGCAGUGCAAGUGUCUUUCUCGCUCUUUGUGUA